Molecule: messenger RNA, 2202 nt
Organism: Penicillium concentricum
Lineage: Eukaryota; Fungi; Ascomycota; Eurotiomycetes; Eurotiales; Aspergillaceae
Product: putative exonuclease
Exons: 3
Coding region: 1-2202 (733 amino acids)
Biological process (GO): DNA recombination; mismatch repair; DNA double-strand break processing
Cellular component (GO): nucleus
Molecular function (GO): 5'-3' DNA exonuclease activity; DNA binding; 5'-flap endonuclease activity
Source: RefSeq, a predicted model, not a curated record
AUGGGCAUUAAAGGACUUCACGGGCUUCUCAAGUCCAUUCAAAAACCAUGUCAUAUUAAGAAUUUCAGUGGACAAACACUUGGAGUCGAUGCAUAUGGAUGGCUGCACCGAGGAACUGUCGCUUGUUCAGUGGAUCUGGUCCUGAACAAUCCUACUAGGAAACACAUUGAUUUCGUCCUCAACCGAGUCCGCAUGCUUCUUUUCUUUGGAGUGAAACCGUACCUUGUUUUCGAUGGCGACAAUCUGCCCAGUAAGGCAGGCACUGAACAGGAUCGUCACAGACGACGCCAGGAAAGCAAGGCCCUUGGACUGGAGCUACAACGGAAAGGGAGGACGCCGGAGGCUUACCAGGAGUUCCAAAAGGCCGUCGAUGUCACGCCAUACAUGGCCCGCGAGUUAAUUGAGGAAUUGAAGCAAAUGAAUGUGCAGUAUGUGGUGGCCCCGUAUGAGGCAGAUGCCCAGCUGGUGUACCUGGAGCAACAGGGCGACAUUCAUGGAAUCAUAUCCGAGGACUCGGAUUUGCUUGUCUUUGGAGCAAAGCGGUUGCUUUCAAAGUUGGACCAACAUGGGGAAUGCAUUGAGAUAAACCGCGCCGAUUUUACUGCUUGCCGUGAGGUCAGCUUAGUUGGCUUCAGUGACCCAGACUUCAGAAACAUGUGCAUCUUGAGCGGCUGUGAUUAUUUGGCAAAUAUUCCUAAGCUGGGGCUGAAGACUGCCUACCGGAUUAUUCGCAAACAUCGCAGCGUCGAAAAAGCCCUGCGUAUGCUCCAAUUUGAAGGCAAUUUUCGAGUCCCAGCCGACUACCUCGCCAACUUCAAACAGGCCGAGUUAACCUUCCUGUACCAACGGGUCUUCUGCCACAAAGCUGAAAAGCUAGUGACUUUGACGCCACCUGAUAAGGAUGUCAAUUUGGCCGCGCUGCCAUUUAUCGGCGCAGAUAUGGAGCCAGAAAUUGCCGUCGGGGUUUCUCGUGGCGAUCUGGAUCCAACCACCAAGGAGCCAAUAAUCUUGAAGCCACUAGCCGCAAAUAGAUGGACCCUUGGAAUCAAUCGCCGCCAGACACUUGGUACUUCCUCCGAGUUGAAGCCAAAGAAGUCCAUCAGUUCGUUCUUCACCCCGAAGAGGACGCCGCUAGCCGAGCUAGACCCUAACACCCUAACUCCGUCUCCGAGCCAGCAGCUACUCCUAGAGCGCAAUGCAAACAACAGCUGGCAAGCCAAUGCAGCGCCCUUCCGCUCCAACUCGGUCAGGUCCACGCCUAUCGGGGCCUUUCCUGGGCGAGGCCUCAGCCCUAUGGUUAGGAGUGUGGAACGCUCAUCUUUUCUGGCCCAAACUACAUCGACGACCUUGCAGUCCACAAAGAGGCAGAGACUCUGCUCUGAGGCUGAAGGAGAUUCUCUACCUACUUGUUCCCCUGCUUGCAGUCGCUUCUUUGCUCCUACUUCCGAACAAGCUAGCCCUAGCGGCCAAAAGCUCUUCCGCUCAAAGCGGUCACGCAAAUCAGUGAUCGGCGUCUUCUCGGAUGAAAUGGCCGAAGACAUAAUGUCUAGCAUUCCUGAUCCUAGCACUACCCCUGGGCCUGCUGAGUCUAGACCUGAGAGCACCCUUGAGAUAUCUGGCAAGCCCAGUGAAGUUGAAACCCCUCCCAGCCCUACUUCCAACAUAGCCCCAAUGACUGGGAACCUUGAAGUCUCGCAGAAUACUUCCAAGGAUACCACACCGGACUCCCCACGUUUCAGUCAGGCUCUUGACUAUCAUGUUGACCGGCAAAACGCGAAUGUACUUUCCAAGUUUACUUUUCAAGCGGGGCAAAAGCCCGAAACAACCGCAGCUAGCUCUCUCAUGACUAAGAUUCCUGCGAUUCAGACUUCUCAUAGACCUUCAACGCCCUCGAUUCCCAGAAGCCCAGCUGCGAUUGCACGGAGCAACAUUUCUCAACGACGUCUAACACCGCUCCAGCGGAUGGGACAAUCCGCUCUCAGCCGGUCUAACAGUAUCAACAUUCCCACUAAACUCCGGGAUGCUGAGGCUGCUGAACCUCGGACUGAACCUUCUUCUUUGGUCAUAAAGGGGUCCUCCUUUGGAGGAACCCAAGGCAGUGAAGAUCUCAUUGUCCCAGACAGUGAGGAUGAAGAGGAUGAGCCCAGCACAGGGCACUCGACUACUCUUGAUCUCAAACGCUUUUCUUUUGCCGCAAAUUAG